This is a messenger RNA of Crotalus tigris (Tiger rattlesnake), 1471 nucleotides long. It is a transcript of the gene DUSP14, whose product is annotated as dual specificity phosphatase 14. Bases 255 to 851 code for a protein of 198 amino acids. Gene Ontology annotation, cellular component: cytoplasm. The transcript is spliced from 2 exons. The record is from RefSeq and is a predicted model, not a curated record. Gene Ontology annotation, biological process: protein dephosphorylation. Gene Ontology annotation, molecular function: MAP kinase tyrosine/serine/threonine phosphatase activity. NCBI's taxonomy places the organism in Eukaryota, Metazoa, Chordata, Lepidosauria, Squamata, Viperidae.
GCGGAGCCUGGGAGGUGAGCUGUCAGCUGCCAGGGCCAACCCAAAGCACAUUCCCAAGUGCUCGCUAAGACCAGAGGCGUCCAGCCAUUCAUAAGCCCUUGCAGGGAGCCAGAAGGCACACCAGCACCUUUGGCCCAGUGCAUCUCCAGGAUCGGUGAAGGAAAACACGUGUGGCACAUUACCAAGAAGACGAAAAAAGAAGGAUCCCAGAGAAUCCAUCUAGCGUGAAAAUCUGAGCAGCGGGCAUCAUUCCCAUGACAGCACGAAGACACUACAUGCUCCCACGAACUCUCUUAACACCUCGCUUUUACUCCGAAGGGACGAUGGCUGGCAUUGCCCAAAUCACCCCCUUCCUGUACCUCAGCAAAGGCAGCGUUGCCUCCAACUGCCAGCUGCUCUUAUCCCGCGGGAUCACCUGCAUUAUCAAUGCCACCGUCGAACUUCCGAACCAAAACUUCCCUGACUUUGAGUAUGUCCGGGUGCCCGUGGCCGAUAUACCCAGCGCCCCCAUUUCUCUUUACUUUGACGGCGUGGCAGACAAGAUCCAAAGCGUGGCUCGGAAGAACGGCGUCACUUUGGUCCACUGUGCGGCCGGGGUGAGCCGGUCGGCCACGCUGUGCAUCGCUUACCUGAUGAAGUACCAAAACGUCACCCUGUACGAGGCCUACAACUGGGUCAAAUCCAGGCGCCCGGUGAUACGGCCGAACGUGGGUUUCUGGAAGCAGCUGAUAGACUACGAAUGGGAGAUGUAUGGGCGGAACAGCGUGAAAAUGGUACAAACUCCUUAUGGGAUGAUGCCGGACGUUUAUGUAAGGGGAGGAAGGGUCUUUAUGCCUUACUGGGGGAUCUGAAGAGAGGAAGCUGGAGCAGAUGGUGGUGAGGCUCCCUAAACUGGCCAGAUUGGAGGGACCUUCCUCCGCUGUUUGGAGAGCAUCCCACCUCAUGGCUCCAGCUUCUUUUGGGUCAGCUGAACCUCAGAAGCAUCUUCAAAGCACUAAACCAGCAACCUCUUAAUCAAGGGGGCCUUAAUCCUACAUCCUGCAGAAUCACUUUUGUAAGGAAAAUUGCCUUUCGCAUCUGUACUCUGCAAGUUCAUUUCAAGGAGAAGAAUUCACGGUGUCAAAUCACUUAAAACGGGGAAGGAACAAUCUACCUGGUAGCUAUUGGGAUUAUUAACGAUGAUGAUGAUGUUGAUGAUUAGUUUCCGCACUUGUAAUAAAUGCUUUCUUGGCAAACCAUCUCAGAAGGAGGGACCAUAACUCUGUACUAUGUGGGAUUAAAAAAAUAAUAAUAAUGGUCCAUCUCCGAAUGGAGAGGAAAUUAAAUAUAAGUAUUUAGUCGGAAAGGUCUUCCAUUCCUUUCUGUUAGUGUAUAGCUCAGCUUUUGAAUUUCAAUUUGGGGGCAAAAUCAGGGUGAGGGAAACUGUCAGCUGGACAAUCUGCCACAAAUAAAAUAAUUUAGACAAUUCAAA